This is a messenger RNA of Rhododendron vialii, 6548 nucleotides long. RefSeq lists its product as uncharacterized. NCBI's taxonomy places the organism in Eukaryota, Viridiplantae, Streptophyta, Magnoliopsida, Ericales, Ericaceae. Bases 5365 to 5964 code for a protein of 199 amino acids. The record is from RefSeq and is a predicted model, not a curated record. The transcript has 11 exons.
UAAUCUCUCGUAUCUUUUAAGCGCAACGGCACUCUCUCUCUCUCUCUCCGCAACGCCUCCCUGCGAUUCCAAAACCCUCUCUCUCGUUCUCACUCCUCUCUCUCUUGACGCUUCCCUGCGAUUCCCUCGUUUGACUGCAGGCCAGGCCUUCCUAGAGGGAGGGCAAUCGGUCGAGUUGGUCGAUCAAAAAAUUACAGUGGAGAGAGAGAGAGAGAGAGAGAGAGAGAGAGAGAGAGAGAGAGAGAGAGAGAGAGAGAGAGAGAGAGAGAGAGAGAGAGAGAGAGAGAGAGAGAGAGAGAGAGAGAGAGAGAGAGAGAGAGAGGGCGUGAAUGGAGGAUCCCUAAUGGAGAUACGGUGCUUCUGCCGACAGAGGUUCUAAUUCUUUUGCCCUAACCCUAACUCUUUCUUCGUUUCUCUUCAUCGCUCGCACGAAUUUUUAAUACUCGGGAAAUAUUUCAAUGUCGUCACGUCUGAUUCAAACAGAGCUUAACAACGACUCUCAUCGUUUGUUGAUCACGGUUUACAGGCACGCUUGAACUUGGACCAGGAAAUCUUUACUUUAUUCCAGUGGUGUAUAUAGCGUUACGUGGACAGGAAGUGGUGAUAUUUUGAAGAACUUUUAGAAAUUUUUACUUAAGGUUACUUUUGAAGGCUUGGGGCGAUUGCAUAUGUGACUGAAAUUUGUUUUUGUGCUGAAUAUGUGAUAACCAAUUCAGUACUUAAAUUGAACAUAUUGAAUGAUAACUGAUUAAGUAAGUUUGAUCUAACUAUUUGCUUAUGUUUUUCUUUUGUGUUUCGUGGCAAAGGUGAAUGCAUCUGUCCAUUUAAGGUACAAAUAUGUUCGCCCCUUCCCUUUUUGCCUUUUGUUUUGAUUAUAGCAUACCACUAUUGAGGGAGGCGGCGAUAGUGGUGCCGUGAGGUAUCGGCAGCUGUUGCCGAGCAUGAGGAGGCUGUCGACUUUGCCGGGAAGGAGGUUGUCGGGUGGGAUUAGGGUUUCACCUGCGAGGUUGGAUUCGGCUAGUAAGAAGAAGAUGGCGAGCAUACCUGUCGUGAUUCGAAGGUUUCCGAGGCGCUUGUUGGGUCGGGGAAGGGGAGUAGGAAGGAUUGGGAUGAGUUACUGGUGGAGUCGGUUGCGGCCUCUGUUGAGGUGAAAGAGAAGGGUUCUGCCAAGAACAAGCCGGAUUUGCGAACUCAGGCUAUUUAUAUCUUGAAAAAGCGGACUCUGUUUUUGUGGCAGCUCACACAUCUGCUGGGAGACAGGUGUUGCAAUUUGUGCAUUUGCUUUGGAAUCCAAACACUGUACGAGAGAGCUUUAUAUACUGCUCUGAUCAAAACCAUUAGCAACCAAGAAUACAGUGAUUUUUGUGGGAAAUUUGAUGUUGGCCUUCUCACUGGGGAUGUAAGCUUGAGGCCAGAUACUGCGGUCAAUGCUUUAUAGGGGUGCUGACAUCAUACGUGACAUUGAAUGGGUGAAGGCGUAAAGCGGUUCCUUUUCUUUUGGAUUAUGACUGCCCUUGCUGUUAUAUUCGAUGAAGUGCAUUGUGUUAAUGAUGUGGAAAGGGUGUUGUUUGGGAAGAAGUUAUUAUAAUGCUUCCAAGGCAUAUCCACUCCGUCCUCCUGGAUUUGUGGCCAAGCCUUUAUCCUUUUUUCCAUUGCUUUGUCGAGAAGUUUACUGUUCUUGCGGCGUGAGCAUAUACAUAUUCUUAAAGAAGAAUGAAUUUUUAGUCUCGAAAACUCAUCACUGAUAUGAAGGAGGAAGAACUGAGUAGAAACCAUCUCUCUCCUCUGCAAACUGAUGGCUUUUGGAGAAGAUCUUGACGACAAUGGAGGGAAAGAGAGAGGCGAUGGCGAUGGCGAUGGAGGGAAAGAGAGAGGUUGCAAAUAUUGGAGGAGGAAGCCCCAAUUUUGAAAUUAGAUAGCCACACCAGGUAUAAAUUAACCCCUAGCUUGAUGGAAUCAGAUCCUAAUUGUUGGUCUUUUGUAAGGUGAUUUUACGAACAUUCUUCGAGUGCUUUCUUCCAAUUUUGCGUAAACCAUUUAUGGAUUUGUGUGGUAUAUAUUUAUAACCCUAGAAAAGAAUCGAGAUGGUGAAUCUAAGUAGAGUGCUGCUCAGAUAUGGAAGGCUCGUAAUCAGUAAAACUCUCUCAGAGAUACUGGAUUUUCCGCUCUCAGAAUCACUCUUGCACCAUCCAUGGUAGUCGGAGUCUGGUUCUGACUCAACAACACGAACCAUAGUCGCCAGCAUGAAGAAAACCAUAAUAUCUGUUACGAUUUAAAUUUCUGAUUUAUUUUGUUUCUCUGACUUUGUUUGGUUUCUGAGAAAGUCCAUGUGAAGUAGAGAUUCCUUUUCUCCUCGGCAUGAAUAUUCAUGUACAGGUGGAGAAAAUUUUCAAUGCAACGGUUAUUUGUCACGUCUCUCUCACAUGCCCAUUAUGUGAUUUGAUGGUUAAGAGUUUACGGUCGUUUGAUUUAGGCAAAACUUAUUGAGAUACUUAUGCCCAUUAUGUCACUCCUGCCUUCUAUUUUUGGAGCCUUGGAUUCAUCCAAAUGCUUCAAUUUUUUGUUGUUUCCAGAUUCAGCUAUGCGUGAAUUUCACUGGGAUUCAUAAAUUGGAGACAUUGAUUACAAUAACCGUCUGAUUGGUCAGUUCCUUCAACAAUGAAAAAAAAGAAAGAAUAACAACUCUCUGUGAAAAACAAAGGAGAAUCUGCCAAAGAUUUGAUGAGGCGACAUUGAACCUUAAUUUAUUGAAAUGUGUGCUACGGAUAAAACUAUGUUCUAUAUAGUGGAGCAAUAUUGUGAAUAUUCUGUUUUCUUAAUAAGAAACUGAUGGUAGUUAAUUUGCAGAAAAAAGUUGAACGAUGCAUUGUCAGGAGACUCAGGACCAGUUGAAGCUCUUCUAGAUGGAGCUGGUGAUGAUACGUGGCUGGCAAUAAGGAAGCUUCUCCGAUGUGAGACUGAAUCAGCUGUCUCUGGGUUCUCUGUUGCACUUUCUUUUUUCAACAUGGAUGAACAAACAAUGGACAAGAUGCUUGCGAGUUUGAAGGAUUAUGCAAGAGGAGUGGUUGAGUCGAAGACGAAGGAAGAAGCUGCAAGAGUUCUGAUCCCUAUGAAGGAUAGGUUUACAACAUUAUUUAGUCUGGAUUCUGAUUCAAUGCCGCGGGUUUGGACUGGGAAGGAAGACUUUCGAGCAAUCACCAAGAUGGCUCGCUCAUCAGUAUGAUACGUUUUAUCUUGAAGUUUCAUUCACAUUCAGUGAAAUUACAGUUUGAUGUUAAAUUUGGGUCUCACCUUUUUUUGUUUUCUUAAUUGUUUCAUUUGCAGUCUUUGCAGUUGCUUUCUGUUAUGGCUGCAAUCCGUUUGGAUGAUGAGGCUGAUAAUAAGAGGACUGAUUAUCCAUUGUAAUUUGUUCAAUUUUAUUACAGAACAACAUGCACUUCAAAAAAAUCACCUGUCCUUUGUCUUCUUCAUUGCCGUCCUAUCCACCCUGUGGGCUAUAAUAAGAGGAUGAUUAUGUUUAGAGCCGAUUUGGCCAUUUUUGAUUAAUUUUUCCAAUUUUAUCCCCUUAUUGGAGGAGGCUUGGCUUUGGGGCCGGGGGCAAUUUGGUCAUUUUACUGGUUUCGUUGGUAGGCCAUAUGUGUAAUUUGGUCAAAACUAGGUUUUCUGACUUCUGAACAAUUCCAAAUGUGUCCCUCCAAAAAUGCCUUUGUUUUGUCUUCUUGUGCUUGGAAUUUUAAAUUUGUGCCUGGGUUGUUUGUCAUUUCUGGCUUUAUGGCGGGUCGUAGGGUUGCAGUAGUGAUGAUGCAGUGAGAAAAUUAAAGAAGUCUGUUCGAUGGGAUGUUGGGGUAGAUUUUGGGUUCUUUUACUGGUCUUUGUUUCCUUUUUCUGUUGUCGUUUAUGCAGUUAGCUUUGGUUAUUUUGGGCGACGAUAGUUGAGAGCGAUUUAGGGUUUCUCUUUCGUUCUGCCUCUUUCAUCCUUGGUUUGUUUUACGGUAAGUGAUUUAGCUCUCUCUGUUUGCUAUUUUGUUUGCGUACUUUGUUGGAUCGCACAUGAUUUGCUCUAAGGUAUUGUUUGUACUCGUGUUCGUGAUUAUUCUUAUGUGAUAGAUUGUUCAGGUAUAUUAAGUUGGAUAUUUGUUGGUUCCAUGUUCUUAUGCAUGUAAUUGUUUUAAGUUUUUCUCUUCAUAGCUGUCUGUGGUGUUGCUACGUGUUAGGGUUUUCGCCCUGGUUUGGUCAAAGAGAGGGGAAGCGUAGGGGCGGAAGAAAUCAAAUAUUAGGUUAGCAGUUAGGGUUUUUUUACCCAUAGAUGAGGCCAAAGCUAUUGGUAACUGUCUUUUAGGGUUUUGUUUGAGUUUGACUCUGGAGUUCCUAUAAUUUUAGGAACCCUUAAUGGGCUUUGCAAAGUGGACUGUUCUUUGUCAUUUUCGGCUAAGUUGGGAUGAUUUUUAUUCAAAUUUCUGUAGCAUGGAGUUGAAGUGUAAAAUUUUAAAAAUAGAAUGAUAUCUGGAUUGCUUAUGUAUAAUUCAUUGACUAAGUACUUGUAUGCAAAAAAAUUAUCGAAUUUCUUUAAAAUAGAAUCUAUUAGCCAUUCCGCGGAGGUUAUCCUGUGAUUGCUCAUUAAAAUAUGACAUCAUUAUGAUUGCUCAUUAGAAGAUGUUAAGAGAUAAAGUGGGAAAGUGGCUAUUGUUCACCUUUUUAUGUCAUUUUUGGUGAAUUCGGCAAAGCUACCACUUGAAAAUGUCACAACAUGAUUUAUGUGGCGAUUUGUAGGGAAACACAGUGGACAUAAUGGUACACAUGAAGGAAAAAGUUGGGAUAAUCAAUGCUAGGUUUUUUCCAUCCGUUUUAAUCCAACUAUUUUGUAUACAUAUUCUCAUGACACAAGCCACACCACUUUUUAUGCUGCAAAGAAGAGUUGGUUUAUAUAUAAGUUAUGUGACUUUGACAUAUAUAAGUUAUAAGUUACAUAUUUUGUUAAGUAUCCUACCUCUGAUGUAAUUGUGUUUCAUAGGCGAUCAUUAAACCCCAGUAUGUUGAUUACAUCCCAAAAGCAGUGCAAGGGAAUGUAGGGCAUGUGCUCAAACAGAAAGAUGAAAGAAUGACUCUGCAUUGAUCUUGAACUGAAUCAGGUACUGGAUCGUAACGUAGGGGAUUUAUCUGGUGGAGAGCUUCAGAGAUUUGCUAUUGCUGUCGUUGCCAUACAGAAUGCAGAGAGAUACAUGUUUUAUGACCCCUCGAGUUACCUUGAUGUAAAACAGAGGCUUAAAGCUGCCCAAUGCCUAACAGUUAUGUAAUAUUGUCGUGGAGCAUGACCUCAGCGUCCUAGAUUACUUGUUGCCUUGUUGGACUUCAUUUGCUGCCUUUAUGGGAAGCCUGGUGCAUAUGGGGUUGUUACCCUUCCUUGAAUCUCUUACUUUUAAGUUUGCUGAAACUCCUCAAGAAAGUGCUGAGGAGAUUGAAACUGAAACAUAUGCAUGUUAUGGUUACCCUACGAUGACUAAGACUCAAGGAAACUUAAGGCUUCGAGUGGUGGAGGAUUUCAAUGAGGAGCUACAAAGGCCAGAAGCAAUCUCUAAGAUUGAUAGCAGUUAUUGUGAAGGUGGUGUUUCCAAGCCAGUGGAUGAUAGAGAGGAUGGGGGUGAGAAUCGUACCUCUCGUGUGGACGCUGCCGCUCCACCAUUGUCCAAGUGUAAAAGGGACUAUAUUGCUGGAACUCAUGUCCCAUGUUCCGAAAGGCUAAGGGGCCAAAGAUGCAGAAACAAUCCAGAGGUUGGAAAUCAUGAACUUGGAAAGAAAUGCGACAAGGUGGUGAACGAUAGUGCUGAUCUGGCCUCUUCAAGAUCCAGACUAAGGGAAGGUCCUGGAGAUGAGAGAGGAGAUUCUGGUGUGCCAGUCAAUAAAGUUUCGCAACUUCUACCUCUUCCUUUUCCUCUGAGGUUACCUCAUCGUCACCUACUUACCUGAAGUUCACAUGGUUAAGUCAGAGGAAGAAACAGGAUUGUCUGAUAUGCAAAAAACAUUUCAUGUUCUUCUGAAUCCUGAGAUUCCCAAACUCUGAAAUUCUGCAGCUUUCGGUAUGUAUCUCGUGCUUCUUUUACUUAGUUUUGUUUAUACUAUCACUUUCACCACUUAAUGCUCUUUUCUCUUUCUCUCCACUCCUUCCACUUUGUUUUUAUUUUGGUGGUAGUUUUGCUAUGACGGAAAUAUGAAUUUAUGAAAUCCUCCUUAAGGUUUAUCUCAGUGGGAAAAGCUGCUACAUGUUUUCAUCAAACUCAUCCCCUAAUGCCUCGAUAAAUUACAAAACAUGGUUAAUAUUUAACUCUUCAGUAUCAUGUAUAUGAUAUCAUGCUCCUGAGCAUGUCCAUUGACAAUGUUAAGAUUCACAACAAUUUAGCUCCAGUAUAUGUGCUGCAAAUCUUCUAUGGUAAAAAAUUCCCGUUGAUGUCCAAUUAUAAUAGAACUUUGCAACAAUGAUUGUCACCCUACCCUCGUAACUUUAUUAUUUGUCUUAAAAAGUCAGUUUGUUGAUUAUGUCUGCGUACUUUGAU